AUAAUAAUAAAAAAAAUGUAUGUUCUUAUUCAAAUAUAAGCAACCUUGUUUUGUGCUUCGCAAAUGUUUUAUUCCUUGAUCUCUUUAACUUGUAGAAUCUUAAAAAAAAUAAGAGUACCUAAAUCGUAUUGAAAUAAUUGGUUAUGAUUUGUCUACCAGAAAUAAGUGAUAAAUAAUCAUAUAUCCAUCCAUAAUAGAGAAAUUAAUUAUCAAAAAGAUUAUAUUUUGCUCAUAUUGAGAUUUAAAAUAAAUAAGUCAUACGUAAUUCUAUUUAUAUUUGAGGUAUUAAUUUUCAAAGUCGAUUUUAUCAUCAAUUUCUAAGACAAUGUUUACUUUCUAUCACUAAAACACCAGUCUUAUGAAGUAUAAAAUGAAUUUAAUUUAUUGAAAAAGAAUAACAGAUGUGAUGAUUAUCAACAAAUGUAGUAAUAAAAAACAUUAGAAAUAUUUAAUAAUUUAUUAUUUAUUAGAACCUAUAUAUCCUCCACCUCUCUCACACAUAAAACACAUUUUACCUUAUAAAAUUAAGAACAAAUUUUGUUUAAAUGUUUAAUUAAAAUAGAUGUGAAGUUAGAGGUCAAUACCACAUUAUUAAGAGUAUUUGCAUUAGUUUACGCCACCUCAAUUAAUUAUUUUUUAAUUCUGUCAAAAAUAAGUAAUUCAUGUUAAAAAUAUAAUAUUUAUACUGUAUAAAUUUAUCCUGACCAAAAUUCGUUAUCAGCAUAUUAUAAAUAUAUAGUCGAACUCCCUUGCCAAGAAAGAAUAGACAAUUGAGAUUUGAGACUCUCUCUCUCCUUAGAUUGCAUUUUGCGCUGCUGGUCAAAGACCUAAGAUUUUAUGCUCAUUAUCACUAACAUUUAGUUUCCCCGAAUGCACUCGUGUGACUGAACGCCAUUCACAGAAGAAUGGAAGCUGCAAAGCUGCUUUUUCUACACAAAUCUUCCUGGCUUUUGGCUUUCAGGACCCAAAUGGCACAUGCUUUUGUUAUUUUGCUGCUCAUUCUCCAUUGGGUUGGUACAGUUCGAGCUUCCUAUAGUCUUCUCUCUCCUAAAGGCGUUAACUAUGAAGUGGCUGCAUUGAUGGGACUGAAGAGUAAAAUGGGAGAUGAGUAUCAUGUUCUGGAUGGAUGGGAUAUCAAUUCUGUUGAUCCUUGUACUUGGAACAUGGUUGGUUGUUCUCCUGAGGGGUUUGUAAUUUCUCUUGAAAUGGCCAGUUCAAGAUUGUUGGGUGAGCUUUCACUGAGUAUUGGGAAUUUGAGUCACCUUCAAACAAUGUUACUGCAGAACAAUCAGUUAUCUGGUCCCAUCCCAGCUGAAAUUGGAAAGCUUUCGGGAUUACAAAAGCUUGACCUGUCGGGUAAUCAGUUUGUUGGUGAAAUUCCAAGCUCGUUGGGUUACCUAACUAGUCUAAGCUACUUGAGGCUUAGCAGAAACAAAUUGUCUGGACAGAUCCCUGGACUAGUGGCAAACCUUACAGGCCUUUCAUUCUUGGACUUAUCAUUCAAUAAUCUCAGUGGUCCCACUCCAAAAAUCCUGGCUAAAGACUACAGUAUCAAGGGAAACAGCUUUCUUUGCUCUGCAUCAUCCACAGGACCUUGCAUGAGUGUUCCAACUUUAAAUGACACAAGUUCCUUUGGGAAAGUCCGCAGUCAUCAUCAUUGGGUUCCUUCUGUUGUCAUAGGAGCCAGUUGCACGUUUGUGGUUUCUGUGAUGCUGGUUGUUUGUUGGGUGCAUUGGUGCAGAUAUCAUCGACUACACACAUCAUAUGUGCAGCAAGAUUAUGAAUUUGAUAUUGGUCAUCUAAAGAGGUUUUCAUUGCGAGAAUUACAAACUGCAACUGGCAAUUUUAGUUUCAAAAACAUACUUGGACAAGGGGGAUUUGGAGUUGUCUACAAAGGGUAUCUUUCAAAUAAGACUUUGGUGGCCGUGAAAAGGCUGAAAGAUCCUAAUUUCACUGGGGAAAUGCAGUUUCAAACUGAAGUUGAGAUGAUAGGUUUGGCUUUGCACCGGAAUCUUUUGCGUCUAUAUGGAUUCUGUAUGACACCUGAUGAGAGGUUACUUGUUUAUCCUUAUAUGCCAAAUGGGAGCGUCGCUGAUCGCUUGAGAGAUACUGGUCGAGAAAAGCCAUCAUUGGAUUGGAAAAGGCGCAUGUGUAUUGCACUCGGAGCUGGUCGGCAAAAGUCAUUAGACGCUGGAAAUGGUCAGGUUCAGAAGGGGACGAUCCUUGAUCGGGUUAGAAUAUUGUAUGAAGAAAAGAGACUGGAAGUGCUUGUAGACAGGGAUCUGAAGGGAGGUUUUGAUGCAGAAGAGCUAGAAAAAGUAACACAAGUGGCUCUGUUGUGUACACAAUCGAGCCCGAACCUCCGGCCAAAGAUGUCAGAAGUCUUGAGGGUUCUAGAAGAUAUAGUUGGAUGCCCCGGACAUGCCGAAGAAUCCCGAGUUGGAGCCAACACACCUGAAGGUAGGACUUUGAGUUUCUCUAGGAAUUUUGGUGAUGUCCACGAAGAAUCGUCAUUCAUUAUUGAAGCAAUGGAGCUUUCUGGACCACGGUGA
This is a messenger RNA of Ilex paraguariensis (yerba mate), 2552 nucleotides long. NCBI's taxonomy places the organism in Eukaryota, Viridiplantae, Streptophyta, Magnoliopsida, Aquifoliales, Aquifoliaceae. The record is from the annotation of a GenBank genome assembly.